AUGACCAAGGUGUAUGACGAGUCCGACAUGAGCGAGACAACUUUGCUCGAAGAACUGACCAUUCCAUUGACUGAUCCAGUGGAAAGGAUUGCGAUGAUGUUGACUCCUGCAACAUCCCGUGCAAUAGAGUGGCUCCCCGAGACAAUCUUGACAUUUGUAGACCCCAUCCUGAUCGCAGACGACACAUCUCCUAUCUUCUGGAGGAGCUUCUCAAUCCAGGAGCAAUGUUUGAACGACACUCCAAAGGUUUACAUUCACUUGCCAUUGUUUUUGGAAGCUGAAAAGGCUCGAAUGAGCCUUGGUCUUGCUCAUAAGUAUUAUCAGGACAGUCUUCCCAAGGGAGAGUUAGGCAUGGACCUGUAG
Molecule: messenger RNA, 363 nt
Organism: Suillus bovinus
Lineage: Eukaryota; Fungi; Basidiomycota; Agaricomycetes; Boletales; Suillaceae
Exons: 3
Coding region: 1-363 (120 amino acids)
Source: RefSeq, a predicted model, not a curated record